This is a messenger RNA of Caenorhabditis briggsae, 1248 nucleotides long. The transcript is spliced from 4 exons. Gene Ontology annotation, molecular function: protein binding. NCBI's taxonomy places the organism in Eukaryota, Metazoa, Nematoda, Chromadorea, Rhabditida, Rhabditidae. The record is from RefSeq and is a predicted model, not a curated record. The coding region runs from base 1 to 1248 and encodes 415 amino acids.
AUGGACCCGACUUCUUCAUCAUCAACUUCUCGAAAAAGAGUCAGAUGGGCAGAUGCACCAAAUUCCAAAAAGAAGCCGAUGGAUUUUUCCACAGAUGAUCCAGCUCACUAUGACGGUGUGGUCCGGGUAGAGGGACAGAAUUUCUAUAUUUGUAAGCAUCAAUUGGCUCGACAAUCUGAAUUUUUUCGAAAUUUGUUUUUCCAAGGAUUCGAAGAAUCCAAAAAGGACGUCAUCGAGUUGAAGGAGGUCUCUGCGGAGGCGUUCCAGCUGUUUCUGGAGCUCAUCAGUGGGUAUAAUAGGCUCAGUGACGACAAUAUCGAAGGAAUCACCAAGAUCUCUGCCAUGUGGCAGGCCGACAUCCCCCUGGGCAAAUGUUUGAAAUUUCUGAUGAAAAAAUCAGAAUUCACAGAAGAGGACAAGCUGAUCCUUGCGGACAAAUACGAUUUGGCGGUUUUGAAGGAUUCCCUCUUUGAAGACGUCACAUCCACUCUCGAUAUGGAAAUGCUUCUUCCCGAUAUGGAUAUAGCGAGCUUUAAGCCGGACACCAUCCUCAUGAUUGCCAAGAAGUUUAUGGAAAUCAAUGAGGUGCGACGUCCGAUGCCUCCAGAUUCUCCAAUCGUCGUACAAGUCGACUCGGAUCCAGAUGACAGCGACGAUGAAGAAGGAGCCCCGAUUAUCGGAUUUCGAAGAGUUCAACGAAUUGCACAAGCCUUCCCCGGCAAUAUUGGUCGGUUACUUCCUCCAAUAGCCCAAGAUGCGGCUCCACAAGCUCUAGAUGCUCCAGGACGAGUUGGAGAGGCUCAAAGAAAUCUUCUUGGAGAAGCCAUUAGACUUCGAAACCUUCAGCAAGCCGACAGAAAUGCUCAGAACGCUCCAAAUGGAUUGGCUCCAGAAGGUCCAGGAGCGCCGAUAGCUCCAGGAUUGGCUCCCAGAGCUCAAGAAGAGAAUUUCUGGGCUCCAUUGGCUGCGGAAUUGGCUCCAAGAGCUGCAGCAGAUCCAGAAUUGGCUCCAAGAGGUCUAGGAGCUCCAGAUUUGUUUCCAAGAGGUGAAGGAUUGGUUCAAGCGGCUCCAGCAGCUCCAGAAGGGAUUCAAGUGGCUCCAAGAGCCCAACUACCGUAUGCUCACGCUUUCGGAGACGCCAACGCACCUCAGAAUUAUCAGAAUGCCGUCUGGAAUGAAAUAGUGCUCAGAAAUGCUCAAAAUGCUCAAUAUCAAGAAUUCUUCUUUCGUCAUUUUCCUCCGUUUUGA